Gasterosteus aculeatus aculeatus (three-spined stickleback) is the source of this 5547-nucleotide messenger RNA. RefSeq names its product collagen, type IV, alpha 3 (gene col4a3). Gene Ontology annotation, molecular function: extracellular matrix structural constituent conferring tensile strength. Gene Ontology annotation, biological process: extracellular matrix organization. The record is from RefSeq and is a predicted model, not a curated record. Lineage: Eukaryota; Metazoa; Chordata; Actinopteri; Perciformes; Gasterosteidae. Gene Ontology annotation, cellular component: collagen trimer.
UCACUGCAGCGGGAAGUCUCUCUGUCACUGUGAUGGUGUCAAAGGUCAAAAGGGAGAAUCUGGUUACUUUGGAUACGACGGACUUCCCGGAGUGAUCGGUUACCCCGGUAACGAGGGCAACCAGGGCCCACCCGGGGACAAGGGUGAUCUGGGAUCAGCUGGAGGUUCAGGACUGAAAGGCUCACGGGGUCUUCCAGGAAGACCUGGUUUUCCAGGACCUCCAGGACUGCCGGGACUCCCCGGACACGAAGGACACAUCGGUCUACCAGGACUCCGAGGAUGCAAUGGGACAAAGGGGGACAUGGGUUACCCUGGGUUUUCCGGGGUUCCGGGAUACGCCGGCCUACAGGGUCAACAAGGACCACGAGGGGCAAAGGGUGACACCUUUGUCUUCCCGCCCACUCGGGAUAUUAAAGGAGCAACGGGACCACCAGGACGAGACGGAGAAGACGGCCUGGGUGGAGAUCCAGGUGAACCAGGCCUGUCAGGACCACCAGGAUCCGCUGGACUUCCAGGAACUCCAGGGUUUCCAGGGUUACAAGGAGAGAAGGGACAGGAGGGUCCCAGUCCGGUGAUACCAGGUCCCAGUGGACAGAAGGGGGAUCGCGGACCACCAGGGAUCCCUGGACAGAAAGGAAUCAAACUGUAUGCCGAAGGACCGAAAGAACUGAAGGGGGAACCAGGUGACGUUGGACUGAAAGGUUGUCAAGGAUUUCCUGGCGUGCCGGGGACACUAGGGGUUAAAGGAGAAAAAGGAGGCCGAGGCGAUCCUGGCUCACUAGGUAAACCUGGAAAGGAUGGAGUCUUUGGAGAGCUGGGACAACAGGGAGACCCCGGGGAUCGCGGGUACCUUGGUCCUCCUGGUAUUGAAGGAGCAACAGGAGAGAAAGGUGAACGUGGUUCUCCAGGUUUUCCAGGAGAGUUGCUUUUCAGACACCAUUACCUGAAGGGCCAGCGCGGUGUCCCCGGACCCAGAGGACCCGAAGGAGUCCAGGGAGAACAAGGGUUCAUUGGUUUUCCUGGACUCCAGGGUGAGCCAGGUGUGGCCUCAACUAGUCCACCGGGCCCCCAGGGGCCUCCGGGCUUAGCCGGACCCAAAGGAGACCCAGGGGGGCCGGGGCCCCUCGUCUUUGGGCCCCUAGGAGAAGUCGGAGCACUUGGAGCUGGUGGAGCUGAAGGAGAACCGGGAGAACCGGGAAUACCAGAUUUUGUGCCGGGAGGGGUCGGUCGUCCAGGAGCUAAAGGUGUGAAAGGUCCGUUGGGUUUCCCAGGAGCUAGAGGAGAGGAAGGACCGGCAGGUGAGAAGGGACAGGUGUGUCCCGAUAUCCAAGGACCUGCAGGUAAGCCAGGAAGGCGAGGUGAAGACGGUGCACCAGGAUCGGUUGGUUCUCCAGGAGCCAAAGGUCAAACAGGGUACAACGGUGUUCAAGGACCAAAGGGUCAACAGGGCCUCAUUGGGAACAAGGGCCUCCAGGGACCACAGGGACCCAUCGGUGACCCUGGCAUCAUGCAGAGGGUCGGUGUGAAGGGAGAGGAGGGAGACCGGGGGGAGUCAGGACCUCCGGGUCCAGACGGGAGAGAUGGGUCUCCGGGAUUUACCGGACGAAAAGGUGCUCUGGGACAGAAAGGGAACCCUGGCCCUCUGGGGCAAAAAGGCAACAUGGGGCGUACUGGUGACACGGGUCCCAGAGGACUAAUGGGUCAGCUGGGGCCGUCGGGACCGCUCGGAAUUGGGGACCCAGGACCUGUGGGGUCUAAAGGCAACGUAGGGGUGCUAGGACCUCGAGGAGAUCCUGGGAAUCCAGGGGAAAAAGGUUCUCCGAGGGAAAUCAUGACCUCUCCAGGAGACCCAGGACCGAAAGGAGAGAAAGGUUUACCUGGAAUCCCUGGAGCCAAAGGUGUGACAGGAAGUGUAGGUGCUCCAGGAUUCGUUGGCCCAAUGGGAGAGAAGGGAGAUGAUGGGUUCUCUGUCGAGGGGCCUCUAGGUUUUCCAGGGUUCAAAGGACUCAAGGGCCCCCCCGGAACUCCAGGUGUACCAAACUUUGGUAUUAAGGGACGUGCAGGGCCAUCGGGCCCCCCAGGGAUCCCGGGCCCGAAGGGGAACAUAUACAGGGGUAUCUGUUUUCCAGGUCAGCAGGGUCAGUUGGGCCCCCAGGGGGAAGACGGCUCCGUGGGUCCCCAAGGAGAUCCCGGACCCGAAGGAUCAGACGGAGUUCCGGGACCUGUGGGACAAGUUGGAUAUCCUGGACCCAAAGGACAUAGUGGCCUGAAUGGUUUACCUGGUCCGGGUGGUCCUGUUGGACGGUGUUUUCCUGGAGCUCCCGGACCCGAUGGAGAGGAGGGACAGACGGGUAUCUUCGGAUUUACAGGGAUGCGGGGUCUAAAGGGCGACAGGGGGGACCCUGGCCGGCCUGGCUUUGGGGCCCCGGGGCCUCAGGGGUCUUAUGGAGUGCCCGGCUUUGAUGGGACUCCAGGUCCAGUAGGGGUAAUUGGACUGAAGGGCCUGAGGGGGACCAAUGGGGAACCGGGAAGUACAGGCACCAGAGGAGACCUGGGUCCCCCGGGGGCCCUCGGGAGUCCGGGGGAUGAUGGGAGACCAGGAGAGCCCGGAAGAGACGGAGCAAAAGGUCAAACAGGUGCAGACGGGUCUGGUGGUUCCCAAGGGCCUCAGGGGCCCCCGGGGGACCGAGGAGAACCCGGACCAAAAGGAGUCCGGACAGCCGUUGAUAUCUAUGGAGAGCCUGGAGAACCUGGAGCCCCUGGGUCCACCGGUGUCACCGGUAGCAAAGGAGAAAGCGGCCUCACGGGGCCACAGGGUCUCGAUGGCAGAACCGGCAGACCUGGUGACGGCGGGCCACAAGGACCACCCGGAGACACAGGCAGAGGUGGAUGGAGAGGUCCUCCUGGUCCUUGUGGACUCAAUGGUAACCAGGGAGACAUGGGGAUGCCAGGUUUUAAGGGUGAGAAAGGUUGCACUGGGCCUUGUGGGAAACCCGGACCAGAUGGAAUACCAGGCCCAGCAGGACUCAAAGGUUCUAAAGGAGAAUCGAGUCCUUCCGGACCCGGGUCUAAAGGGCCUCCGGGAGCGAAGGGAAAUCCAGGAUGUUCAGGAGGACCAGGUACUAAGGGUGAACCCGGCGAUGUUGGAGACUUGGGUCCCUCCGGAGCCUGUGGCCCAUGUGGCCCCAAAGGAGCCCUCGGAGCCCCAGGAUGCAGAGGUUCUCCUGGGACUCAAGGUGAAAAGGGUUGCGACGGUCCUCCCGGGAUAAAUGUCCUCCCAGGACCUGCUGGCCUAACAGGUACAAAGGGGGCUCCUGGAGUUCCUGGUCCAGCUGGUUCCAGAGGAAACCAGGGACAGGACGGGAUACCAGGACCUCCUGGAGAAAAGGGAGCAAUGGGUGGUUCCAGAGCCGGGCCCCGGGGCGCAGAUGGGAAAACUGGUUCACCUGGGUACCCCGGAGAGCCGGGUUCUCCCGGUGCUUGUGGUCCACCUGGUCCGAACGGUCCCGGAGGAAACCCAGGUUGUUAUGGUUCUCCUGGACCUCCUGGUCCUUCUGGUCCCGUUGGCAAGGAGGGAGUCUGCAUAGAGGGAAGCAAAGGCAACAACGGAAUCCCAGGACAACGAGGACCAAAAGGUCAGUCAGGCCUUAAGGGCCCUCCUGGUUCUCCAGGUCCUGGUUUUAAAGGAGAGAAGGGAUCUAAAGGAGCAACAGGUUUCCAAGGACCACCUGGUUACCCUGGUGAACAGGGACCUCCAGGCAAACCGGGUGAAGAUAGACCACCAGGGCCUCGAGGACCAGUAGGCCAGAUGGGACCCACUGGUGUCACUGGACCCGUUGGUAUCAAGGGGGAGGCGGGACAGGCAGGUUUCGUUGGCUCUCAGGGUCCUCCAGGGCCACCUGGGAGGAGAGGCCAGAAGGGAGAGGAUGUGCCGCUGGUGCCGGGAGACCAAGGCCCAGCUGGACCGCCGGGGCUCAAAGGAGAAAAGGGACCCCCGGGGGCCCGAGGGAUUCCUGGAGGUCCAGGUCUGAAGGGCGUUAGAGGGUCGGCUGGUAGGAGAGGACCGGGGGGGCGUCCCGGAGUGAUGGGGGAUCAGGGCGACCAAGGGGUUGACGGGUUAAAGGGUGUCCCAGGUCCGAAAGGUUCGCUUGGUGCUAAAGGUGCUCCGGGCCGACCGGGUCCUUGUGGCAACCCACCGGAUACCAACGGCUUCAUGUUCACAAGACACAGCCAGAAUCUCCUUGUCCCAGAAUGCCCGGCAGGAUCUGCCGAGCUGUACAGUGGAUACUCGCUGCUCUUCAUCAAUGGGAACAACAGGGCGCACGGACAAGACCUGGGUUCACUCGGUAGUUGUCUACCUCGUUUCACAACCAUGCCCUUCCUGUUCUGUAACACCGACAGCACCUGCCGCUACGCUUCCCGUAACGACUACUCCUAUUGGCUGUCCACCGACCAGCCGCUGCCAAGCAGCGUGCCGCUAAUCUCCGGGGACUCACUGAGGAAUUACAUCAGCCGGUGUUCCGUGUGCGAGGCCAGAGCCAACGUGAUAGCAGUCCACAGCCAGACAAGCCUGGUCCCAGACUGCCCCUCGGGCUGGGACGCCCUCUGGUUUGGGUACUCCUUUGUCAUGGAGACAGGGGUGGGGGCCGAGGGGUCAGGUCAGCCUCUGGCGUCGCCCGGAUCCUGUCUGGAGAACUUCCGUAAGAUUCCUUUCAUCGAGUGUCACGGCAGAGGAACCUGCAACUACUACACAGACUCCUACAGCUACUGGCUGGCUGCCCUCAACCCGGCAGACAUGUUCAGUAAACCGACGCCUCAGACUGACUCAGGAGACUUUCCAGCUCGUUUGAUCAGCCGAUGUCGAGUCUGUAUGAAGCAGCUGUGAAGUGAUACUACCGCUAAUACAACAUGAACUGUGUUCACCUGGUCCGAACCAGUGUUCCGACCACUGAAAGCGCUUUAACACUACAUCAUUCACCCAUUCACACGCCGAUGACAGGAGCAACACACACAGUGACACCUGCCCAUCAGUCACUAACAUUCACACACUGUAGUCGCAGCUACAGGAGCCAUGUUGGGUUUAGUGUCUUGCUCAAGGACACAUUGACAUGCAGGUUAGCCAGGCUGGGAAUCGAACCACCAACCCUCUGAUUGGAGAACGGCCGUGCCCCCCCACCCCCAGCCGCCCGCUGCCUGAUACAGCUGCUGUAAAUACCACUACAACUGAAGCACACAGAAGAAGAAGCUGCAGUUCCUCGUAUAGGCCCUAGAGGGAGCUGCAGGAAAAACAGAAAUAAAAGUUACAUGUUUAUAUUUUCUGCAGCUCUCUGAUAGGAUGAUUCACAAAGCAAAGGACUCUGGGUGUUGUAGCUUUCUUCUAUCGCUAAGUUGUUUGUCUCAUAUUAUUUUGGAAACGUAGAUUAUAAACACUAAAUAGCGAGAGGUUAUUUAGUGUUUUAGUAAAAACUUGUCUCCUGAGGUUGCUAACUAUAUACGUUUUGUGAAUAUGAUCCUUGUUGAGUUUUAAUAAAACUUGUUUCAAACAAG